CAAGGGUAUUUUUGGAAAGUCAACACAAAAUUAUCCCUUCCUUAAUUUUAACUUUAGUCAAAAUGGGUAACACUUUAUGGGACGGAGGGAGUACAUAUUUUAUUUUGGACCCUAAUUAUAUUUAUGGGAUAUAAAUACAUAUUUUAUUUUGGACCCUAGCUCUGGCGAAAAUCGGCCCCCCUAGCUCUCCUUCGGCGAUCUUCAUUUUCCGGCCAAUAUGGCCGGCCAACGGCCACCGGACCCUCCCCAACAUCCUCCUCACGUCCAGCCGGUUCUAACGAGCCCCUACACGUCGGAAACAUCCACCGGAAACGCCCCCUCUGCUGUGGCGAUCGCUGCUUCCAAGCCGCCCUUUUUUCUGGCGACCUCCGGCCAUGCCCACGUCCCAGGUGAUUUCUCUCUUCUCCCUGGCAGUGAGACGAUCACAGGGAGCCAUUUUUCAGGCGCAAUUAUCACUGGAAACAUCUGCAUGCAAUCGGCGACCAUGGCGGGUCUGGCAACCGGGUUGCCUCCUCUUCCUCUGGUUUUUGCCCCAUCCAGCGUCACGCACACAUCCCCAGACGUUCCUCCGGUCCAAGCGAUUGCAACAUCCUCCUCUCCCACGGAUUUGGUGCAUGGAGGUCCAGGGCCAGUUGCUGCACUUACGGCAAUAAUGUCCCCCCAACCUACUGUUUCCUUUUCUCCGGUGGUGCUUCCCACUUCAGGUCUCUCUACUUCUCCUUUGCAUGAUUUUGUACCUAUGCAAGAGGCCUUGGUCGUGGAACACACUGCUGCCGCCUCACUAGCUCCUUCUCACACCUGCGCGCCAGGUGUUUGUGAAAUUGCCACAACGGGAAGCCCUUCAACAAUGGGAGAUUAUUUUAAGGUGAAAAUACCUCUUGCUGCUUUUAGUCAUUUCAACUGGAAAAAUAUUGAUGGUGCUGAGCUUAAAGGCCUUCUUAGUGAUGAAACCGCCAUGUUGCAUGUCCCUUUGUCCUCCUUCUCUCAAUACAAACGCUUGAAUAUUCAAGGAGCUGUAAUACUUUCAUUAAUGGGGCAGGAUGGGAUUCCAUAUGGGGAUUAUCCAGUUGAUGAAGUGCUUCGCCCAAUCACCCAGCCCCAUUUAUUCCAGCCUUUCAAUCUUGAGCUCCCAAAGGAGAAGGAGAAACGGCUUGCCCAUGGGGCUGCUACUCCAGGUGAAAAUGCCGCUCUUACCUUAGCUUCCACUGCCAAGACAAGUAUUUUGGGCCCUGGACCACAUCAUGCAGCCCCUAUAGUGCAUACUGUCACGUCCCAUGUACGGCAAGGAGGAGAAAAAGGGGUGUCUUUUGCCCCUACUUUGGAGCCUAAAGAAAAUCAUGGUAUGCCUCCUCAAAAACCAGUUGCCAAUAAGGUUGUGGCAGUGGUUUCCCAAGGUACGCCAGCUGUACAGGUUCCCCAUGCUGCACGGCCAGGAGGACAAUCCAGCACACCCAAACUCUCCUUUGCACAGGCCGUGGCAGGUGCUUCAAACACACCGAAGUCUUUCGCUCAAGCAGUCACUGGGACGUCUACUACAGGUAUUUCUUUAAGGGCUAAUGCUUCUCGCCCCUCUUCUAUUUUACCUAAUGUUGUUGUUGAGGACAAAAUCCCCACUUUUCAUAGGGGUACUCCCGGAGUUGUUUUCAAAAAGUCUGAAAUGCAAAAACUUUCUCAAUUGGAUAAUUUUCUUCUUAUUGGUAAAUUUUCACAUGGUCGCCCAGAGAUUGCCACAUUGAGGAAGUUUUUUGCUGAAAAAUUUCUCCUCCGGGAGUCUGUUCAGAUUAGUCAUCGUGACCCUCGCCAUGUUAUGUUAUUAUUCACCCAUCCUCAAGACUGUAAUGAUAUUUUUAUGCAAGGGCAGAUUCAGUUUAACGGACAAUUUCCUAUGAGACUUUUUCGAUGGUCUCCGGAAUUUAAUGUUAAAACUGAAUCUUCCAUUGCGCCGGUGUGGGUGACUUUUCCUAAUCUGAGGGCUGAUUUAUUUAAUGAGAGUGCCAUCCACCAGCUUUGUAAGCCCAUUGGGAGGUGCUUUGGGAGGUGCUUGAAAGUGGACGUUGCUACGUCCACUUUCUCACGCCCCAAUGUGGCUAAGGCUCGGGUGGAGAUAGAUUUGUUGCAGCCUAGGAUAGAGCAAAUUUGGAUUGGUUUUUCUGAUGAGCCUGGUGAGGAGGAUGUGGGCAUGUUCCAACCCGUGGAAUAUGAACGCAUUCCAAAGUACUGCACGGCCUGUUUUAAACAGGGUCACGAUAAUUCUUCGUGCAAUACUUUGACUCCACGUCAGCCUGAUCAGAGGACAGCUGUUGUUGUUCCUCAACCUUCUACGACUGCACCCAUGAAUACCCCACCUCCUCAACGGAGGCGAAGUAGGAGUCGGGUCAGGCGUCAAAGGGAGGGGAAAGGUAUUGCUUUGGAUGAUGCAGGUAAGGGGGAGGGACCCUCAUCCAGCUUACACGCCUUUGUGCCCACUUCUUCACAUCCCACCCCGAAUGUUAUUAUACCUGAUGCUAGUUUAGUUCCUUCUACUAUUAACGCCACUACUCCCACACCUGUUGUGGUUGAGCAGUCGGCGUCCCCGAUCGUUGAGCCAUAUGUUCCUCCUACCGGAGUUGAGCAAGGCUCCGUUGUUGCUUCUCUUCCUCUCUCUACUUUUUCUUCUUCUCCUAUUGUACAUGUUCCCGAUCCUCAACCCCCCGAGCUGGCUCUGGCUAUGUCUAAUACUUUUGAUGCUUUGGGGGAGAUGGCUAGGGACAGUCAUGAGGGCUACGACUUUAAUACUGCUGCAUCCUCCAUUCCUUCCAAUUCGGUAAGGAAGGAGGAUGACGAUUGUAGUUCGCAGACUAGUGACGGGUCCAUGGGUGAUCAUUUUGAGGAUCCGACUGACAUUGCCCGGGAUCUUGCAGCGAGUGGUGUCUCCCCUGCAAGGGAGGCUCCGACCACAAGGGUGGUUUAUGCUAAAUGUAAGUACAAGGACAGGGAGCCAUUGUGGGAAUAUCUUAGAGAGACACAUGCUGCUCUCUCGGCUGACAUGGCAUGGGGGGUGGUGGGUGAUUUCAACUGUCUGCUCGAUCCCUCGAAGAAGAAAGGCGGCCGGCCGUAUGCUCUAGUCAAAUAUCGGCCAUUUGUUGAAUGCGUGGAGGAUUGUGGACUGGUUGAUUCUCCUUUCACAGGGGAGGAUUAUACCUGGUUCAACAAUCGAGUGGGCGGCGUGGAGAUUCGGAGCCGGAUUGAUCGUUUGCUUUUUAACCAGCCGUGGACAGAUAUGUUCUCUUGUUUGGUGCAUCACUUGGAUAGAGUUGGAUCUGAUCAUGCUCCUCUGUUGGUGGAGUGUAAGUCUCAUGAACAUCCUCCUGCACGGCCUUUCACUUUCCUUAAUGUCUGGACAGAGCACGAGGAUUUUCAGAAAGUGGUAGCCAACUCUUGGAGGGAGGACAUUACUGGCAAUCCCAUGUUCGUAUUUGGUGCUAAGCUCAAGCGUCUGGCACAUAGCUUGAAGAGAUGGAACCGAGACACCUUCAGUCACAUCUUUGAUAGGCUUAAGCUGCUUGAGCAGGAUCGCCAGUAUCGUAUCGAGGAUGAGUUUUGGCGGCAGAAAGCCCAUGCGAAAUGGGUGACGGACGGGGAGAGGAACUCGGGGUACUUUCACUCUGUAGUGAACGAUCGCCGGCGGAAGCUCUACAUUCACCGCAUACAGGAUGAUCAUGGGCAGUGGGUCACGGAGAGAGCUGGGAUUGCGAUGCAGGCGAUUACCUUUUUUCACGCCAUGUUCACUGCAGAUCCUAGUGUUACAUCUUCGGCCUUAGACAUGAUUCCACGGCUGGUCACUGAUGAGGAUAAUGAUUGGCUAUGCGCUGUUCCGGAGAUGGAGGAGGUCAAGACUGCGGUCUUUGCUAUGGACUCUAGGAGUGCAGCGGGUCCCGAUGGCUUUACUGGGGCCUUUUAUAAGGCCGCUUGGACGAUCAUUUGCACGGACUUAUUGGCGAUGGUACAGGCUUUUUUCUUAGGCCACGAUCUGACUCGCCCUCUCACGCACACUUCUAUUGUUCUAUUGCCCAAGAAGCCCAAUCCUGUGACCUUUGCGGACUUUAGACCCAUCAGAGAUGUGUCACGGGAUGUCAUUCUGAAGCUGGACAUGAUGAAGGCCUAUGACCGGGUCUCCUGGUAUUUCUUGAUGUCAGUACUGCGCCGAUUUGGAUUUUCGGAGACUUGGAUCGAUCUGGUCUAUCGGGCCAUCUCGAAUAUUUGGUACUCAGUCAUUAUUAAUGGGAUUCGAGAGGGCUUUUUUCAUUCGACGAGGGGCUUGGAGCAGGGGGACCCACUCUCUCCAUCCUUGUUCAUCCUAUCAGCGGAGGUCCCUUCUCGUUCUUUGGCUCGGCUGUAUGCAGAUCCUAUUGUUGCUCGUUUUACACAGCCCCGUGAUGCACCACAUAUCCAUCAUCUUGCCUACGCCGACGACAUUGUCAUCUUCACUUCGGCGAGGGGGGACACUUUAGAGAGAGUUCGAGCAGUUUUACGUUCCUAUGAGCAGAUUUCAGGCCAGACUGUCAGCCUACCUAAGAGUGCCUUCUUUAUGCACCCUAAGGCGUUGGCACCCGUGUUGGAGCGUGUUCGAGAUACCCUCGGGUGUUCAUUGGAUGUGCUUCCAUUCACUUAUCUUGGCUGUCCUAUUUAUCAUGGUCGGAAGCGCAUUCAUUACUUUGAGCCUGUUCUGAAAAAGAUGCGGAACAAAUGUUGUGCGUGGAGGGGGCACUAUCUUUCUCCGGGGGGGAAGGCUAUUAUGGUUAAGAGUGUUCUGCAGGCGAUCCCGACACAUUUGCUCGCUGCACACUUUCCUCCCAAGACAGUGAUUCGAGAGAUGGAGUCUAUCAUGGCACGAUUUUUUUGGACACAAGACACUAUUUGGACGGCAUUCAUGCGGGCUAAGUACUGUAGCCGCGUCCAUCCUGUGUCCAAGCAGCGUGGUGCUGAUGAUUCACACACAUGGAAGCGCAUGCUAGAUGUUCGCGCCGUGGUUGAGCCUGUGAUUCGAUGGCAUGUACUAUCUGGCACGUCUAACUUCUGGUGGGAUACAUGGUCUGGAUUGGGUGCCUUGCAUCGCCAGGUCGAUGGCUGCAGUGGGUACUGGACUGAUGGAGUGGGUGAUAUGUAUCGCUCUGAUUUUAUGAUUGACCAUGAUGCUUGUUGGGGACUUGUCGUGUGGUCCAAAACAAAUUAAAAAAUUAUAAAAUAUCCUUAACUAACCCCCAAAAUAUAAUCAAAUAAAAACUAUAGCUAGGGCAAGUAAGGGUCGAUCCCACGGAGAAAGUUUGUACUUUUUAAAACCAAUUUAGUAUACAAACACGUUGUCACGAAAUAAAAUAAAAAAAAACAAACUACUACACAAAUGAUAAUACUUAUAAAACUUUUAAUUAAAUAAAUAUAUAAACUUAUAAAUAUAACUUAUAUAAACAAAGAACUUAUAAUAUAACUUAGUAAAAAAAACUUAUAUAAAUAUAAACAAAAAAAAGGGGGGGUUGAAUAAAAAGUAAAUAUUUUUGGUUUUUAUGUAUUUUCUUAUUUUUUUUGGUUUUUUGAUAAAAUGGGGGAAAUAAGCUCAAAAAUAUUACUUCUCCAAUAAAGGUAACCCAAGAAACACCGCCAAGAACCCGAGACAAAAUGAAAAAAGAGAACAAACACGAGUUGAACAUUACACGUAUAAUAGGCACGUAGACAAUAUAUUACGUAACUUACGCACUUAAGAAUAGGAAAAACAAUCAAAGGCCGAGUCGAUU
Messenger RNA from Cuscuta campestris, 5768 nucleotides. The record is from the annotation of a GenBank genome assembly. Lineage: Eukaryota; Viridiplantae; Streptophyta; Magnoliopsida; Solanales; Convolvulaceae.